AAGUCCCACUUUUUCGCUUCACUUCAGUUCGUACUUUAAAAUUAGUUUGCGUUUCCACUGAUUUCAAUGUCGUCAGAUUGGUAGUUUGCUCUGUUCAAUUUUGCUUCAGCUGGAAUCCCAAGUACAUGUGCCGAUCUAGGUCGUCUUCAAUCCCCAUUUCCUGCUUCCAUCUCAGGUAGUCUUCGUCGCUGCACAUUCGCAGAUCUCUCUGGCCGCAAUCUCUCGAGGCAGAUCUCUCACGCCGCGAUCUCUCGCCUCGCGCCUCUCUCACUCUGAAUCUCACUGCAAACGGGUCCUUGUCGUCGCCGCUCUCUGGUGCUCGGCGCUCUCAUUCACUGUCAAAUUCGUUAUCAUCAUCGUCUUUGCAGACGGAGGCUAGACGCGAGGAUGGAGGUUUGGUUAUGGAUAAUUAUGUCAGGCUGGUCAUAGCUUUUGUUAAAAGAGUGGAAUUCUGUUAAGUGCCCCAGAUUCCUACAUGGAAGCAAGCAAAGAGGAGGCGCUUAAAGCAAUAGAGAUUGCUGAGAAGCGAUUUGCUCAGAGAGACUUUGCAGGUGCCAAAAAUUAUGCAUUAAAGGCAAAAACAAUAUGUCCUGAAUUGGAGGGGAUACCUCAAAUGGUGGCCACAUUUCAAGUUUAUGUAGCUUCUGAGGCAAAAUAUAAUGGCGAACUAGAUUAUUAUUCAAUUCUUGGAAUAAAACCUUCAGCAGAUAUAGAGACCGUUAAGAAACAGUACAGGAAGUUGGCUGUGUUGCUUCACCCGGAUAAGAACAAAUGUGUGGGAGCUGAUGGGGCCUUUAAGCUGGUAUCUGAAGCAUGGACUUGGCUAUCAGAUAGUGCCAUGCGAAGUUCCUAUGAUUUCAAGAGAAAUGCAAAAUUGGCUGCUGGAGUCAAUCAGGCAAAUUUGUCGUCAGUCCAUUCUGCAGGAGCUACAGGUUAUAACAAAUGUUUCAAUUUGUCAACUUCUCAUGGUGGGCUGGAUUCUUUCUGGACCAUCUGCACCUCGUGUAAAGUUCAGUAUGAGUAUUUGCGCAAGUAUGUGAAUAAGAGACUUUCAUGCAAGAACUGCCGGGGAACUUUUAUUGCUGUUGAAACUGGGGCAGCCCCAGCAAAUGGUUCUUUCCCUUAUACUCCUUGGUCAUAUGUGCCAGGCAAUGGGUAUGGAGGUCAUUCAUUUGAUAACGUCACAUAUGUGCCUACCAGUACUACCUAUUUCAAUGGUAAUGGGGUCACUGGAUAUCAUUCUCCACAUGGAUAUGAGUAUGUUUCAAAUUUCUCAUAUCAGUGGAGCUCUGCUGGACAUGUCAAUGGAAAUGGUUCAACUACCCUAUCUUCUGAUCCUGGUUGUAAGGCAAAUGGAAAUAGGAAGAGAGGAAGACCAAGAAUCAAACCAACUGUUGAUCAGAGGCAUCAAUUGGCAGAGACUGUGCCCAAUGUAAAUUCAGAUGUAUCAUUCUACUGUAAUGGACCUCAGGAAAUUCCUCCCGCUGGACCCGAGAAGAAAAGGAAAAUUGUUGUGGCAGCCAGUUUCCGCAAUGGCUGUGAACAAAAGGAAUUGAAAUAUGCUUCUGAAUCAAGAUUGGCUGAUGGAAAUGAAAGCGUUGUACAUGACCAGAAACUUUCCCGUGCAAGUGAAGUUCAAACAAAGCAGUGUUCCAUGGCACCAGCAUUUGAUGCAAGAAAAUUACUGAUUGAGAAGGCCAAGACAGAUAUUCGAAAGAAGCUGGAAGAGAUGAAAUUGGCAUCUGAAGCUGCUGCUGUUGGGGAGAAAGCAAAAUCUCAAGCAGAAGUUGGUCAAGUCAAUGGAGAGGAGUAUAGAAGAGCAGGUCUAAGUGUUUCUGACCAUCAAUUAGAGAAUAGUAAGACUGCUUCUGUCACAAUAACUGUCCCUGAUUCUGACUUUCAUGACUUUGAUAAAGAUAGGUCAGAGCAGUGCUUCAAGCCAAAGCAAAUAUGGGCUUUAUAUGACGAGGAAGAUGGCAUGCCUCGUUUAUAUUGUCUAAUCCGUGAGGUCAUCUCUGUCAAUCCAUUCAAGAUUCUUAUUAGUUAUUUGAACUCAAAAACUGAUAGUGAGUUUGGCCCAGUAAACUGGAUAGAUUCUGGCUUUACCAAAUCUUGUGGAAAUUUCAGGGCAUACAAUUCUGAUGUUGUUGACCAGGUAAAUAUUUUCUCUCAUGUUCUGACACGGGAGAAGGCUGGUCGAGGUGGUUGUAUUCGCAUAUAUCCCAGAAGUGGAGAUAUUUGGGCUGUUUAUCAAAAUUGGUCUCCAGACUGGAACAGAUUGACUCCAGAUGAAGUGAGGCAUCAGUAUGAAAUGGUUGAGGUUCUUGAUGAUUACUCUGAACAGCUUGGUGUCUGUGUUAGUCCCCUCAUAAAGCUUGCUGGAUUUAAAACAGUAUAUCAAACGAAUACAGACAAAAAAGCUGUUAGAUGGAUACCAAGAAGAGAAAUGUUACGCUUUUCACACCAGGUGCCAUCUUGGUUGCUAAAGGGAGAGAUGAGCAAUUUGCCAGGAAGGUUUUGGGACCUUGAUCCAGCAGCAACUCCUGAUGAACUUCUUCAUGCUGCUACAAUCAUGAAUGCUUCAUAGUCAAUAAUGAAAUACUUAUUUGAUUUCUGAUUAAGCAUUCUUCGACACUAUUCUAGAUUUAACUGUACACCAUGUCACGCUUGGCUAGAGACCAUUGGACAUUAACCACUGAUGUCUUUAAUUAGGGGGUGAAAUUUUACUUUUUAAUGUGCAUAGGUUCCCAAAUCUAGGAUUUCUUGUUCACUAAGGUUUGUUUCUUUCCCCCCAUAGGAGCCAUGUAACUCUUGUAAGAAUUCAGGACAGAUUGGAUCUGCCUGCCAGUAACUGUAGUUCUUCUCUAGCCAGGAUUUACUGGCAAAGAAAUGAAAGGCUUUAAGCCUUGCUGAAA
Prosopis cineraria is the source of this 2915-nucleotide messenger RNA. RefSeq lists its product as uncharacterized. NCBI's taxonomy places the organism in Eukaryota, Viridiplantae, Streptophyta, Magnoliopsida, Fabales, Fabaceae. The record is from RefSeq and is a predicted model, not a curated record. The coding region runs from base 476 to 2587 and encodes 703 amino acids. The transcript is spliced from 3 exons.